Molecule: messenger RNA, 564 nt
Organism: Trichoplax adhaerens
Lineage: Eukaryota; Metazoa; Placozoa; Uniplacotomia; Trichoplacea; Trichoplacidae
Exons: 5
Coding region: 41-460 (139 amino acids)
Biological process (GO): tricarboxylic acid cycle; mitochondrial electron transport, succinate to ubiquinone
Cellular component (GO): membrane
Molecular function (GO): succinate dehydrogenase activity; electron transfer activity
Source: RefSeq, a predicted model, not a curated record
GGUCGUCCGAUUGACAUCUGUAGCUCCUCGAAGGAUUGCAAUGUCCACGGCGACUAGUACGUCAGAAGAUAACUUCUUCAAAAAGAAUAAGCGUUUAAAUCGCCCAAUGUCGCCUCAUUUAACUAUUUAUAAGCCUCAGCUUACUUCGAUGAUGUCAAUCACCCAUCGCGCAAGUGGAAUGAUUUUAUCGGCAUAUGCUGCUACUUUCGCUAUAUACACCAUGUCGUCUAGUGGUACGUUAGCAGAACAUAUCGAAGUUUGGAAAACCCUUCCAGCCAUAGUACCCUUUACACUUAAAUGUGGCUUUAUUUUUCCAUUAUAUUAUCACGCGAUAAAUGGAGUCCGUCACUUGAUAUGGGAUAUGGGUAAAGGAUUCAAUCUACCGACGCUUUAUAAGACUGGCUAUACCGUUAUUGCCUUAUCCCUCUUGUUUGGUGUAGUAGAUUUAAUUCUUUAUUGAAACGCAUUAGGUUUAUACCUAAUAUUACUGUAGAUGCUUUUUUAUCGCCUGUGAUAUUUAAUCUUAUUUGACAUUUAACCUCGUCGUAACAUCAUUAUAAAUUG